AUCAAGUGAAAAAUGUUCCAAAAAGAUAUAUUUAUCAAAUUGUUUUAUUUUUUAAUAUUAAUGGGACUGAUUUAUAAAUCGACUGCCACAGAAAAUGUUCAGUUGUUUCGGGACCGAUCUGGGCUGCCAAUAUUAUUUGUCAACAACAUCAGAAUUGCUGCUGAUACAUCUUGUUAUAAACAAUCUGCUUACGGUAUAGAUUAUUAUAAUUGGGCAUGUCAUUUUUGGUGUUAUCGGGCUGGAUUGCAAUCUGGAGGUUGUAGAGGUGAAAAUAAUUGCAAAUGUGAGAUCGAAUUUAAUCAAUUAAACAAUCAUCUUCCAAACACCAAUGUUGGAAACAAGAAACGGCUUUGUAUGAGGUGGAGGCUGUCUUCAGUAACAACAGAUGAUGGUGGCGAAAUUCACCUUUGCCAAGGGACAUUCGGCAAUCAGUGCAUUGACGCCUGUUCGAAAAUAUCGAAGUAUCCGGCGCGUUGCGAAAAUAAUAAAUGCAUGUGCCAUUUAGAUGAAGAUUGCAAAUGGUAUAUUUUGAAAUUUAUUAGAGUUUUACAGUCUCCUCCGGAUAAUGAAAACGUGUAUGGAUUGUGCACCGACGGCAUAGGUGACGGAGAAUGUAAUUACCGCUGCUCAAUUACAGGAUAUAACAAAGGCGGUCAAUGCGCAAAUAACAUUUGCAAAUGCAACGCAGAAACCGAUUUAGAAAUCUUUACUAAUAAGAAAGAAAACGAAUUCUUAAAUCAACUUUGUACAAAUUCAAACGAUUCUGGAAAGUGUGAAAAAUAUUGCAGAGGAACAUGUUCAUGCACAGGUACAUGUCAGGAUAAAAAAUGUGUUUGCGGAGGGUGCACAAAUGAAAAGGAGCAAAGGACCAAAGAAAUUGAAAAAAAUAUUGAAGAAAUUUGUCGGUCUGAAGAAAGAAAGAGUAUUGAUUGCAAAUUGAAGUGCUUGCAAUUGCAUUUUACUGAUGGGGAAUGUAGGAAAAAUGGGGGAACUACAUUUUGUUCGUGCAAGCGCUUGGAUGAUAAAUGGAGGAAGCUUAAGGAAAGAGAUUAUUAUACUAAAGAUAAUAAGGAGAAAGUUCAUGAAGAUACUACGGUAUUAGAAAAUUAUCCACGAAAACCGACAGAUUUAAUUGAACGCUGUACUACAGAACGUGAUAAAAUUGAUUGUAAAAUUAAAUGUAGAGGUUUAAAAAGAGAUGAUGGUAUUUGCAAUAAAAAUGAAUGCGUAUGUCAGAGCACAGACAAAACCUGGAAAAGUUAUAAUGAACUAUAUAAGGAAUAUCACGAACGAGAAAUUUGGCAUCACCAAGUAUGUCGAAUGGACCACGGUGAAGGAGAUUGCAACUACAAAUGCAGAGGUGUUGGAUCUUCUGCUGGUAGAUGCAAUAGUGGUAUUUGCCAAUGCCUUUAUGAGACUCAAACCUGGGUUGAACUUGAUGAAACUAUUGAACAGACCUACAGAUAUAAUAUAUGUGAUAAAACACAGAACGACCAUUUAUGCUUCAAUUAUUGUAGAAGACUAAGAAACACUGCUGGGAGUUGUAACAUGGGUUAUUGUACUUGUGACCAUGAGGAAACUCGGUGGCCAUUAGAAGAAACUGAUAUUUGUGAAAACAAAAUCGCUGGGGAUAAAUUAUGUGAUUACGAGUGUAAAAAAGUCAUGUAUGAUAGAGGACAAUGUAUAGAAGUUACAAACGGCAUUAGGGAAUGUAAAUGUAUAAAAUCUGGAGCCCAAGAAUGGAGCAAGUUCCAGGAAUUGAUAAGAAGAGAAUACUACAGCGAAGAACAAUACUGGGAUAUGAUAAAAGAAGAAAAUGAAUUCGAAAAUAAUAUUAUAAAUAGACCAUGUACAAGUGAAACUGAAUGUGCCAUCGGUUGCAUAAAACAAAGACAAUUUGAUGGCGUCUGCAUACGCAACGUUUGCCAAUGUAAAACUGCCCGCAUUGAAGAAAAGUGGUAUGAAUACAGAAAGAUUGUUACCGAAAGAAAAACAUAUUACAGAGAAGAAAGAAUAGUUCAAAUUGAAGAAACCAUCUUCAAGCCAAACCAAAAAUCUUGUUCGACUUCAAUUGGUGACCUUUGCACAAAAUUAUGUAAUAAUGUAGGCAACAAAUUUGGCAAAUGUAAUUCCGAAUCACAAAUGUGCAAUGUUUAUGUUCUAAAGAUAAAUCAACUUGGACUAAUUAUUUAG
This is a messenger RNA of Ctenocephalides felis (cat flea), 2193 nucleotides long. RefSeq lists its product as uncharacterized. The transcript is spliced from 8 exons. NCBI's taxonomy places the organism in Eukaryota, Metazoa, Arthropoda, Insecta, Siphonaptera, Pulicidae. The coding region runs from base 13 to 2193 and encodes 726 amino acids. The record is from RefSeq and is a predicted model, not a curated record.